CACCACACGCUUCGUUGGCCAAAACUUCAUAUAAUUGCUAUCGCGAAAUCACCAUCGUCUUCGAUCUCUCAACUCUGAGAUUCCCAACACAAAUUCAUCUUCACUACACAAACCAACCACCCAAUUCAAUCCUUUUUCUCUCUUCAAUUUCCUGUCUUUCAAUCCCUCUUUUGCACUUUCACACAAACCCUAAAUCCACACAAACCCUAAUCACCAAGAACCAUGCUUUCAUCUCCAGGCCACUCACCACUCCACCUCUCUUCCCCAUCCCCAUCACCAUCACUCUCUGAAAACCCUAACAAUUUAUCUUCUUCUUCAGCAAAAAACCCUAAAAACCAACCCAUCGUCCUCGAUGAAGACACCUAUGCCGCCUCAAUCGAGAAGAUCAUCGAGCGUGACUUUUUCCCUGAUAUCCCCAAGCUUAGAGACCGUCUCGAUUGGCUCGAAGCUGUGCGGAGCGGUGAUCCUGUUCAAAUUCGCGAUGCCCAGUUGAAGAUUCUCGAGCGCCGAGGCGCGAGGGUUUCGUCGAAUCCAGACGAUACGAUUCAAGGUAAGAGUCUAACGCCCGGGUCGACUUUUUUUAGAACAAGUACUCCUUUUGAAUUGGAUAAAACUCCUAGUGUAGUGAAUAAUGAGUUUUCGGGUGGUGGUGAGUCGAAUGAUGGGUCGGUUGAUGUGUCGUUGACGCUUGAUGAGUUUUUUAGGAGGCAUACUAGUGAGGAUAAUGAUAGUUUUUCGAAAAUUAUGGAGAAGGUGAACAGGAAGAGGAAGGAGAGGUAUGGGUUUUUGAUUGAAGGUGAAAAGGAGGAAGUGGGUUUGAUUGAGGAUGCAAAGAGGGAGCGAAUUACGGAUGGGUAUGGAACGUCGGAUCAGCCUCCGAGUACGUUGGAAGGGUGGAAUUAUACGGCUAAGAAUUUGUUGAUGUAUAAUCCGUCUGAUCGGGGCGAAGCUCCAUUAACUGUGGCGGAAAGGGCAGAGAGGCUUAAUGGAUUAACGAAGGAAAUUAGUCGGUCUAAUACCCGUUUCCAUGGCAAAAUGAUGGAUUCUAGGCCAAAAGAGGAAGACACUGUUGCAGUGCUUUAUACCCCUGUUCCUGGGGCAACUCCAGUUCCAUUCUUUUUCUCAGAUAGAGAAACAGAUAAAUUGAAGAGGUAUGAUUUGGAAGAUUUGAGAAAGACCCCAAAUCAAUUUUAUGCGCUGGAGAGGAGUGAGACUGAAACCAGCAGAGCGGACACCACAGGAGGAGAAGAUGGUGGCUCGAUGUCGCCAUUGAUGAACAAAUAUGUGUGAGGCAGAGAAGAGUUCAGCUAUGACUUUCUGGCAGCGGAGUGAAGGUACGUGUAGAGGUCCGGCGGGCGGUCAAGACGAGGUUGCCGCCCGCCGGUGAAGCAAAUUAUUAGAUUCUAAACCUGCUCUGAUAC
Molecule: messenger RNA, 1421 nt
Organism: Camellia sinensis
Lineage: Eukaryota; Viridiplantae; Streptophyta; Magnoliopsida; Ericales; Theaceae
Source: RefSeq, a predicted model, not a curated record